UAUUGAGCCGCCAUUUUUGAGGCCUUUGAAACUCUCUGACGCGUUGAACAUAGCCCAAUCCUCUAUAAGAAACCCCAAAUUUCAUCUUCUUCUUCAACCCACAACUCCUUGUUCUUCUUCUCCUUCAUCAGCUCAAGUACUCUUUGAAUUACCCAUUUCCUCAAAACUGCAACUUUCUUCAAUUAUGACUUCAGCUCAAAAAGGUCCAUUUCUGCCUAAAUUUGGUGAUUGGGAUGAAAAGAAUCCUGCUGCUGCUGAAGGGUUUACGGUGAUUUUCAACAGGGCAAGGGAUAAUAAGAAGAAUGGUGGAGGAGCUGGAACUCCUAAUAACGUGAUACCACCCCAAAACCAAACUCAAAAGCAAGAACCUUCUAAGGAGAUCAAGCAGAAGCAGAAGUAUCCAAGAAAGCAGAAAGGAUGGUGUUCCUGCUUUUGGUAGACCACUUUUUGUCACAAUGAAAGAACACAAAACUCUUCUCUUCGUGGUUGGUGGCUUUGAUCUUGAGUAUUGAUGGAUGCUGUAGAUUCAAUUUGUUGUGUUGUAUAAAGAUUUUGGGAAACUUUUCAUGGGGUUUUCAUUCUUUUCAUUACAUUAAUUAGGCUUCUUGGGUUGCCUCCUCUUGUAAUAAUAAGAAAAUAAACAUUGUUUAUAGAAAGAAAAAGGUUUGAGUUUACCUAA
Molecule: messenger RNA, 679 nt
Organism: Cucumis melo (muskmelon)
Lineage: Eukaryota; Viridiplantae; Streptophyta; Magnoliopsida; Cucurbitales; Cucurbitaceae
Product: protein NOI4-like
Exons: 3
Coding region: 185-439 (84 amino acids)
Source: RefSeq, a predicted model, not a curated record